AUGUCUACCAAAGCUGGUUGGGAAUUUCAAUGUUCCAACUCAAAUUGCUCACCAUUGGCCGUUGUUAUUGUGUCGAAUAUCCGCCAGUGUCAAAUGGCUUGUUUAGCUGAAGUCCAUUGUAAAGCAAUUAGUUUUCAUAAAUCAUCGUCUAAUUGUGAAUUAUUUGCUGAUAUAUCAAACCAAAAUAUCAAUCUGGUGAGCAACACGGACAUUAUUACUAUGAUUGUUAUGGAUGGAACACGAAUUCCACCCGAACCGACUACCACAUCAACAACAACAUCAUCAUCCACUUCAUCAUCAACAUCGUCAACCUCAACAACAACAUCAUCAUCAACAACAACAUCGUCAUCAACAUCAACAACAACCUCAUCAUCAACAUCAACGACAACAACAUCAUCCACAUCGUCAACAUCAACAACAACAACUACUACUUCAUCAUCAACAGCAUCCACAUCGUCAACAACAACAUCAACAACAUCAGUAACAACAACAGCCGGCUGCAGUACGUUUCUUAAUCAAACUACUUACGCAUUUGGUAACGAACCAUUCUCAGUAGCAGUUGUCGAUGUGAAUAGCGACAAUAAACCCGAUAUUGUUAUUGCAAACGAUGGCGAUAACACCCUCGGUAUUCUUCUCAACGCAGGCAGUGGUAUCUUUAAUGCUGAAACUAUUUACCCAGUUGGUACGACUCCACGAUCAGCAACAGUCGUCGAUGUGAAUAGCGACAGCAACGGCACCUUUAAGGCUCAAACUAAUUACACAGUUGGCACUAACCCUUCGGCAGUAUCAGUCGUCGAUGUAAAUAGUGACAACAAACCCGAUAUUGUUAUUGCAAACGAUGGCGAUAACAACGUCGGUGUUCUUCUCAACGCAGGCAAUGGUAUUUUUAAUGCUCAAACUACUUACCCAGUUGGUACGUACCCAGUAGCAGUAGCAGUCGUCGAUGUGAAUAGCGACAGUAAACCCGAUAUUAUUGUUGCAAAUUAUGGUUCGAACAACAUCGGUGUUCUUCUCAACACAGGCAACGGCACCUUUACUGCUCAAACUAAUUACACAGUUGAUAGUGAACCAUAUUCAGUAGCAGUCGUCGACGUGAAUAGUGACAAUAAACCCGAUAUUAUUGUUGCAAACACUGGUUCGAACACCGUCGGUGUUCUUCUCAACAUAGGCAACGGCACCUUUACUGCUCAAACUACUUACGCAGUUGGUGCUACUCCACGAUCAGUAGCAGUCGUUGAUGUGAAUAGCGACAGUAAACCCGAUAUUGUUGUUGUAAAUUAUGGUUCGCCAUACACCGUCGGUGUUCUCUUACAUUGUUAA
Molecule: messenger RNA, 1320 nt
Organism: Adineta steineri
Lineage: Eukaryota; Metazoa; Rotifera; Eurotatoria; Adinetida; Adinetidae
Source: the annotation of a GenBank genome assembly